Molecule: messenger RNA, 2289 nt
Organism: Parastagonospora nodorum SN15
Lineage: Eukaryota; Fungi; Ascomycota; Dothideomycetes; Pleosporales; Phaeosphaeriaceae
Exons: 3
Coding region: 1-2289 (762 amino acids)
Molecular function (GO): protein binding
Source: RefSeq, a predicted model, not a curated record
AUGUGCGCCAGGUGGAGUGCGAGGGUAUUUCCAAAGGCCGCGAAGCAAGAUCUCGAAGAAACCUGGGACAACUGGAUGGCGCUGGAUGGCAAAACCAGGCAAUCGAUAUACAAGAGCCUGUUGGUGUAUUUACUGCACCGCAAGCCCGCUCGCGCCAUGCAAUUCAUUCAAGUGCUAGCUAGCGAUCGGCUACUACGAGCACGCAAAGCAGAUGUCAUCGCAGAUGCCCUAGGCCACCUUGCAAAGCUACACAGCCGAGAUGUUUAUGACGCCAGACACGAGUGGAGUACAGACAAGAGAGCUGUGAAGCGAAAGUUCGUGUCAGAUUUUGUUCACGUCUUCCACCAAGUUCUGGCUGCGCGCCCACGAGUCUGUUCACAGGACCUGCUAUACAACCUUGUGAGCGUUGCAGAAGCCAAGGAUCUCCAGAAGGUACUUACGUGCUUCCUCGAAAAUCGCACGUACCUCGGCUUCGACACUCUCUUGCAUUAUGCGAAUGCAUUCGCCAAAGCUGGAGAUGUUCGAUCUGCAUUACGAUGUCUCGAAGAGCUGAAAGCAGUGAACAGUUCGACGACCUGGGAGACACUGUCUGAUCGAGAACGGCUUCGAUGGUCUUGUGCCUUGAUCCUGCGAAAAAGUAUGAGUAAGGGUCACGAAUACCACGAAACUCCUGCCAUUGUAGAGGCGAUCGUUCGCCUAGGCAUUACGAUGGACCUACUUCUGUAUAACGUCGUUAUGCAUAACGCAAUGGAAGCUCACGAUUAUUCCACUGCCUUCAAGGUCUACAAUACAUUAGAAGGUAACGGACUCAAGGCAGACAAGCACACCUACUCUAUCCUUUUGCACGGGUGCACGUUGCAGGACAAUCCUGCCAUGUUCUCGCAGUUUGCAGAGCAUUGUGCUGAUGUGGCCGAGGAGAUCAGAGAUCCAUGGUUAGCCACAGACUACCUCCACUAUGUCUACGUCAGGCAUCACGACCAUUCAGACAAAGCGCAAACAUUAGCCUCGCUUCAGCAGCAUGGUCCGUCAGAAGCUCCGAAGUUGGAUCCCCCGUCUAUGGCCGUGUACAUCAUGUACCAAGCUCAAAUUCAGGAGGCUCUUACUGGAAGCCCACGACAGAUGGAGGACAUGUAUGCAAGGUUCAAAUACAUCGUGCAGCAGGACAUCGAUCCAGCGCUGACAAGGCUUGCAAACGACGCUAUCAUAUGGAACGCAUUUCUGCUUGCUUUCUGUUCGAAACAACAAUUUGCCAGCGCGUCGCAGCUUAUCAAAGACAUGGCUGAGCACUCGACUCAGCCCAAUAUCUACACCUGGAACAUUUUCAUGCAGGCCUUCUUCAAGACCGGUCAAGUCCAAGCGGCCGAGCGAGUCUUUGAGAUUUUGCGCAGUCGAGGUGUUGAUCCGGACCAAUUUACGUACGGCGUAAUGCUGCGGGGCUACGCCAAAGCGCAACGCGUUGAUCGUAUUGGAGAGAUCAUGCAGCACCUCAAUGCUGACCAGGAGAUGGAACCAGACUUGUUGCGAGCGCUUGCUGGAAUUACGCAGCGGAACAAGCUCAUGUUGACCUUGGAGAGAAGUCGUGUUUACAAGGAGGUUCAGGCGCAGGAGAAGACCAGGCUCGAGGCGGAAGACGAGGAGCAGAGGUGGACCGCGCCGCAACUGGGCGACGUUGAGUCGCCAGCAGACGUUGUUGAGAGGGAAAUUCAAAGCUUUGCCUCGGACGUGGCAUCAUGUGCAAAGCCCACCGAAGCCCCGGCGAGUGCGGACAGGCAAGGUGUACCGGUCACACAAGAAUACGGAGUUGAGCACUUGCCUGAAAUGGAGGCAACGCACCUCAUCAGACAGCAGCCUAGCACCGAAACGGAGAGUGCUGGCAAAUCUCAGCCUGGGGAUAAACUGGGCCCUGUGGUUAUGCCAGAGCCUUCCAGCAAGACUCAGCUUCCUACUGAUCCCGCGUCUGUCGCCAAGCCAAUUCCUACUCCGACGGUAAAAGCGACGUCAUCCAAACAAAAGCCCACCAACACGCGUUCUCGCCCAGCGCGAACACCACAACUAAGGCCGGAGAAUGCACUCGACCCAGACGUCCAAUACAAAAAGCUCCAGGAAAAACUCGGCAUCUUGGCACCUCCAUCCCCGUCCCCAUCUAGCGACGUACAGCCUAACCCCUCGCCCAACACCUCAUUCGGUGCAGACCUCGGCUAUAAAUCCAGCCAGGUAUCGAAGAGCCUGCCAGAAUUCACAUUGCGCAGAAUGUACCCGUCGACAAGGCAGCGAGGAGGAAAGGAGUGA